AAAAAGGAAGAAUUGUGUUGGUCUUGUGGCUGGACGCAGUAUGAUGAGCUUUUUGCCAGUUACGGAUCACGGAUUCGAAUUCGCCAUACCCGUGGUACCCUCGGAAUAUGGGAUGUUGGGUCGCGAUGGAUGAUACGUGAUCAGCCGAAUGAUGCGUCAGUUGGCAACGACUUCAUGACUCAAGAGUUUCUUCGCCAACAGCCUGGGCUGAAAACCCCCAUCAUCAAGGAGAUGAGGGUACUUAGUGAGCCAACAGAUAAAGUAGUUCUGACAUUAAUGUCUAGAGUUCAAGGCGUAUCGCUCAUGGAUGUUUGGCUAACUCUUCCUCCGAAAGAAAAGAGAGGUUAUGCUGAUCAGCUUGGUAAGUGUAUCACAGAGUGGAGGAAGUUUACGUCUCCGAUCGCUGCGAAGGUCAAUGGUGAGCCCAUGGAUGAUUUAAUGUUCGGUUUCUGCAAGCGGCGUAGGCCUCCUAUGUGUAAGAAAGUUGGGUUUACAAACGAGGAGUGGUUUAAGAAUCUUGAACCAGAGCUUCGGACUGGACUAUCCUCUAUCCAUAAGACCAAGGACCCACUCAUCAUAGAAGAGAAAUACCAGGAACUUAUAAGAGGGUCUCCAAAGUCGGAGCCCUACGUUCUCACACACGGAGAUCUGAAUACAAGCAACAUCUUGGUAAAGAAUGGAAAAAUACAGGCGAUUAUUGACUGGGAAAUGGCGGGGUAUCUUCCAUGGUGGGCGGAACAGUACCUG
Messenger RNA from Mollisia scopiformis, 747 nucleotides. RefSeq lists its product as uncharacterized. The transcript has a single exon. NCBI's taxonomy places the organism in Eukaryota, Fungi, Ascomycota, Leotiomycetes, Helotiales, Mollisiaceae. The record is from RefSeq and is a predicted model, not a curated record. The annotation marks the transcript as partial.